Messenger RNA from Mesocestoides corti, 1356 nucleotides. The record is from the annotation of a GenBank genome assembly. Lineage: Eukaryota; Metazoa; Platyhelminthes; Cestoda; Cyclophyllidea; Mesocestoididae.
AUGGCCGCCUCUACAGCCGCUUCAAACCACUCCGUUCACGGCGCCUGCCGAGUGCUCCCGAACACUGCUGUUGCUCACAACGAAGUCGCGCUCUUCAUAUUUGCCGUUCCGAAGGGCACCACAAGUCAGGACUUAUUUGUAAGUCCAUUUUACCGAACACUGCGGAACAUUAUAGCCAAAAGAUGUCAGUGCGAGCUUGCCGUAUUCGACGGCAACACAAUGACCCAAACCUGCGUCUCAAGUCCAAAAACUGCAGCGAAUAGGGUGAGAAACGCCAAUGGAAACGCUUCUAUCGGCCCGGAGGUUCAAAAUGAGUCGGCGACCCUUUCUAUAAGCAUACCAAACACAUUUGAGCAGGCGUUGCUUGCUCGAGGCAAUUGGUUGGUUCAAGUGAACUACAUGACUGAGCCAAGUGAGCACCACUUGUUCCUGAAACUCAUCAACGAUUUCGCCACCAAGCUACACAACUCCGGGGGGUUUAAAAGGGGCGUCGGGUCUCCAUUGCUCAACCAGGGCUUUAAAUACAUAACUUUAGUGGAGCUAACUCAUGCUAAAUUUAGGCAAAUGUCUCACUGCGACAGCCUUGUGUCCUCGCAACAGCGCAUGGAAGAGAACCAACCCAUUUCCCGUCUCCCGCCGCGACUGCGAAAACAGAACCCUGAAGGCGACUGGAAGGAAUUACAAGAGAACACCAAUCUUCAAAAACUACGUGAGCUUCAAUUACGUGAAAGGUGGAAUGGACGUAGGCACACAAUUUUGAGAAAUGGAAGACGACAAUUCGAUACACCUCUGAAGGCUGACGACAAGCGAGAGUGCGUAGCUAGUGCAGAGGAGGACGAGCUUAAGCAAAACGACCUGGGUGAAAGUAAUGGGAAUUACACUGUGGAGAAUGGAAGAGGAGGCAAACAGUUUUAUUCCGCAUAUGCGGAGGAAGAGCUCAAUUCAAGGGGACAGGGCAAAUAUGCUAAAGAGGUCCAACAAAUUGACCCUAAACAUCACCAAGAAGAACGCCCCCAGAAAGAAGCGUCAAUUGAUACGAGGGACCGUGAGGAAGCAGUGCUUUAUCGAAGAAAGACUGAGCAUCCACUGUCAGAGGAUCAAGACCCCAACAGAGGGGGGCAGAACCCUGCUCAGAACACAGACCAAAAGCUACUGUUAGAAGGCCGGGACUUCAUUGACGAACGAGACCGAAGGGAUUGGAGAAUUGAACAACAGAAAUCAGGAGAAGUACGAAGCAGCAUCAGUGAAAGCGAGAACUGCAGUGCCAUAUUUCCACAUCUGGAAAGCUUCGAUCGCAGGUCGGUAGACGCGGAAGAAAACGAAAAUGCGUCAGAGCCAAUCGAGGGAAAAUCUUGA